AUGGUCCUUAAAAAGUGUAGUAUCUGUUCCAGGGUCUUCUCCAAGACCGAACAUGUCAAGAGACACGAGCGGUCGCAUACCAAAGAACGCCCUUACCAAUGCAAUGUCUGCUUGAAGCGGUUCUCUCGUAGUGAUGUCUUGAGCCGACAUGCCAAGGGCCAUGAGACUCAGCUCACUGCAACGGGUGGUCCAUCAGAUGCGUUAAAUCGACGGUAUUCUGCGAUAGCCGCGUCACCAAUGAAUGCAGCUCCAGAAAUCCCAGCCGUCGCCGAAGCGUAUCAGCUUCCAAGUCUCUCUUCUACGCCGCAAGAUAUGCCACUCGUGCCGCAUCAUGCCCGCUCCGGAUCAGAGCUCGGGGCAAUGAUGAUUGACGAACGGCAGCCUUAUUUCGGGUGGAAUGAGGUCACUCCACACCAAGCACCUCACAGACCCAGCAUGGCUUUCGAUCCUGUGCCCAAGGAUAUGCUGCAACUGUGGUUGGAACCUCACCUGGUCAUGUCCCCAGGCCAGCAGACUCAGCACUCAGCCGAUAGUGCCAAAUCGAGCAGCGACAAUAUCCCCACUGAACGAUUCUACAAGGUCCAGCGGUGCUGGCCUGCACCAAUCAACAGUGGACGACUCAUCAAUAACUUAUGGCGAGAUAUUGCGUUUUCGGUGGAGGACAAUGUCUUCUCCGUUCAGUCAUUACAUCUUCCCAGUGAGGUAACAUUCACUCAAGGAUCACGGUGUGGACUGGACGAGGACUGCAGACGACGACUACAGGCGGUGUUUGGCCGUAGGCCGGCAAUGCAUCCGCACUUGCAGUCUCCAAAUAAUGGAGGCAUCUCCCCAGUCACGCCUGUCUCGGCUAUGAGCCAUCUGCCCGAUUUCCCGCCUGCUGAGAUCUUGGAUAUGGCACUCGACCUUUAUUUCCGUAUUUCUCUUGUUCCUUUUGUUCAUUUGCCGACAUUCUCAGCGAGGAAGACGCGACCCUCCCUCUUGUAUGCCAUGAUUUUAAUCGGCAUGACGUUGCUUGACACCAAAGGGACAACUGAUUUUGUCUCUCGGAAUUUCACUAGUGUCUUAGAGCAGGUUACAGCGGAGUUUUCUAGAUGCACCGUAGGAGUUGAGAAUGCCUCGGACACUAUGACAUUAUUUGCGACAGCCUUGCUAUUCCUGCAUCUUCCUCUUUUGACAGGAGAAAAAGAGCAUCUAGAGCAAUGUCAGACAUUAUACGUGAACGUCAUGACCGUUUCCCAAAGACACGGCCUCUUUACUGGGGGCCAGGUCCUUGACAUGAGCCUAUUCGAGAAAUUUGCCGAUCUCGAUAUGAGAUGGAAAGCAUGGAGCAAGGUUGAGUCAACCAAAAGGAUCAUCAUUGGACUUCUCCUCUUGGACUCUUGCUACUCAUCCUUCCUCUCAACAAGCCCAAUAACAAACCCCGACACAAUCCAACUCAUUCUCCCUUGCGGCGACGACCUCUUCAACUCUCACUCCUCCCACCGCUGGACGCAACUCAUCCGCUCCGGGAAACGUAUUCUUUCCACAACAAUCAACGCGCCAUCUGAAAACACCAACAUCCCCAACCUCGAAAACCCCACCGAAGACUUUUGCAUCCAAGCCAUCCUCGCAACCGUCCAAAUCCGCCAAUCAGAAGCUUACCACCGCCUCCUGUCUAACAGAGCCAGCUACCCCUUCGCACCAUGCCACACAUACGCCAUGGAUGGCCGAGCAAGGUGUCUCCCCUCACUCCAAUUCCAACUCAUCACGAACUACGGGGAAACCUUCGACCGCCUGAGUCCUAAUGCUCUCAUCAUGUGGCAUCAUAUGUGCAUGAUGUUAACAGCCGAUAUCCAAAUAUUCGACCUAGCUGCGGGCCGUGCUGGCCCACUUCCAGCGCGCAAAGCCCUCGAUCAAAUCGCCGAGUGGGCACAGACCCCAGCAGCGCGACGGGCUUGUCUGCAUGCUGCGCAUAUCUACAAAGCUAUGACGAACCGCAAAGCCUCCGACCAUCCUAUCUUCCACUCCCUCCUCUCCUGUUUCUCUGCUGCAUUAGUACUGGGUCUGUACACAUUCAUGGUUCCCGACUCCGCGAACACGACAAGUAUUGGCUCUGUGGAAUUGAUGGAUGAUGUUGACUGGUGCUCGGUGGGCACCGAAGGUUUCACGAGUUUCAUGGAGCCUGGAGGCAGUCAGGGUUUCGCCCCUACCGAUGAUCCUGCUGUGAACUUCAUUCGAAAUGGAUCGACUGUUUACUUGCGGGGCACGUCUUUCCAUGGUGGAUAUCAGUCUGCUCGAAGGGUUCUUCUUGAUUAUGCUUCUCUUCUUAAGGAUUCUGGGAAGUGGAGUGUGAAAAAGUUUUCGCAUAUUCUAUAUAUAAUGAGUGAUGUCCUUAUGGACCUGGAGUGA
Messenger RNA from Penicillium canescens, 2388 nucleotides. RefSeq names its product C2H2-type zinc finger protein. Gene Ontology annotation, molecular function: zinc ion binding; DNA-binding transcription factor activity, RNA polymerase II-specific; RNA polymerase II cis-regulatory region sequence-specific DNA binding. Lineage: Eukaryota; Fungi; Ascomycota; Eurotiomycetes; Eurotiales; Aspergillaceae. The record is from RefSeq and is a predicted model, not a curated record. Bases 1 to 2388 code for a protein of 795 amino acids. Gene Ontology annotation, cellular component: chromatin. The transcript has 6 exons. Gene Ontology annotation, biological process: DNA-templated transcription; regulation of transcription by RNA polymerase II.